AUGUGUGGUAUUUUCGCCUACCUGAAUUACAGAGUCCCACGGACACGGAAGGAGAUAUUAACAACUCUACUGAAAGGGCUACAAAGGCUAGAGUACAGGGGUUAUGACUCUGCAGGUGUUGCAGUGGAUGGCUCUGGGAAAACUGACAAUGGCGACAUCUGCCUUUUUAAGAAAAAGGGAAAGGUGAAGGCCCUUGACGAAGAAAUCUACAAGAACGACGCUGUUGACCUGGACGCUGAGCUGGACACACACUUUGGCAUUGCACAUACCCGCUGGGCGACACAUGGAGAACCAAGUGCUGUCAACAGCCACCCACAACGCUCUGAUAAGAACAAUGAAUUUGUUGUGAUCCACAAUGGAAUCAUCACCAAUUACAAAGAGCUCAAGAAAUAUCUGAAUUCCAAAGGCUACGAGUUUGAGUCGGAUACAGACACAGAGGUCAUUCCCAAGCUGAUCAAAUAUCUUUACGACAAUCGCGAGAACGACAACGUGUCCCUCUCCACCCUGGUGGAGCGCGUCAUUCAACAGCUGGAGGGUGCUUUUGCUCUGGUUUUCAAAAGUGUCCACUUCCCAGGGGAAGCUGUUGCCACCAGGAGAGGAAGUCCUCUGCUGAUCGGUGUGAGGAGCCAGUAUGAGCUGUCUAGAGAAGAGAUUCCGAUCCAAUAUAAAUGUAGUGAGCGCAGGGGGGAUCUUGAGGAGAAGAACCUUAGAAACAGAUCAGACAGCACUACAGCUCUGCACUCUGUCCAUGACCGCAAGGCUAUGGAGUUUUACUUUGCUUCUGACGCCAGUGCUAUCAUUGAGCACACCAAUAAGGUGAUCUACCUGGAGGAUGAUGAUAUUGCCGCAGUGGCUGGUGGGAAGCUGUCCCUGCAUCGCAUGACUCGCAGUGCAGGGGAAGAUUCUGUGCGUGUCAUCCAGACUCUACAAAUGGAGCUGCAACAGAUCAUGAAAGGCAAUUUCAAGGCAUUCAUGCAAAAAGAGAUCUUUGAGCAACCUGAAUCUGUCGUCAACACCAUGAGAGGAAGAAUCUGCUUUGAAACCAAUGCAGUGGUCCUUGGUGGGUUGAAGGACCAUCUGAAGGAGAUCAAGCGAUGCCGACGCCUCAUCAUAAUUGGCUGUGGGACCAGUUUUCAUGCAGGAUUGGCGACUCGGCAGAUCCUGGAGGAGCUUACAGAGCUUCCUGUCAUGGUGGAGCUGGCUAGUGAUUUCUUGGAUCGCAUCACCCCUGUCUUCAGAGACGACGUCUGUUUUUUCAUCAGCCAAUCGGGAGAGACAGCUGACUCACUGAUGGCACUGCGCUAUUGUAAGGAUCGUGGGGCACUGACUGUUGGUGUCACCAACACCGUCGGCAGCUCCAUCUCGCGGGAGACAGACUGCGGAGUUCAUAUCAAUGCCGGGCCUGAGAUUGGCGUCGCCAGCACAAAGGCCUACACCAGUCAGUUUGUGGCUCUGGUCAUGUUUGGGUUAAUGAUGAGUGAGGACAGGCUGUCUCUGCAGAAGAGACGGCUGGAGAUAAUCGGUGGCCUCCGUGUGCUCCCAGAGCUGAUCAAAGAAGUUCUGGCACUCGAUGAUAAAAUCAAGUUUAUAGCUGACGAGUUGUACCAACAAAAGUCCCUGCUGGUCAUGGGUCGUGGUUACAACUACGCCACCUGUCUGGAGGGGGCACUGAAAAUCAAAGAGAUCACGUACAUGCACUCUGAAGGCAUUCUGGCUGGAGAGCUGAAACAUGGGCCCCUGGCUCUCAUAGACCAUCACAUGCCAGUCAUCAUGAUCAUAAUGAGAGAUGCCUGCUACACCAAGUGUCAAAACGCCCUGCAACAAGUCACAGCAAGACAGGGUCGGCCCAUCAUCCUGUGUUGCCAGGAUGAUACAGAGAUCACUCAGAAUGCCUAUAAGAGCAUCGAGCUGCCCCACACCGUGGACUGCCUGCAGGGCAUCCUCAGUGUUAUUCCUCUACAGCUCAUGUCCUUCCACCUGGCUGUACUCAGAGGAUACGACGUGGACUGUCCCAGGAACCUGGCCAAGUCAGUGACAGUGGAAUAA
Messenger RNA from Chanos chanos (milkfish), 2046 nucleotides. It is a transcript of the gene gfpt2, whose product is annotated as glutamine-fructose-6-phosphate transaminase 2. Gene Ontology annotation, molecular function: L-glutamine:D-fructose-6-phosphate transaminase (isomerizing) activity; carbohydrate derivative binding. The transcript is spliced from 19 exons. The record is from RefSeq and is a predicted model, not a curated record. Bases 1 to 2046 code for a protein of 681 amino acids. NCBI's taxonomy places the organism in Eukaryota, Metazoa, Chordata, Actinopteri, Gonorynchiformes, Chanidae. Gene Ontology annotation, biological process: UDP-N-acetylglucosamine metabolic process; carbohydrate derivative biosynthetic process; fructose 6-phosphate metabolic process.